Scophthalmus maximus (turbot) is the source of this 1947-nucleotide messenger RNA. RefSeq names its product MAP kinase-activated protein kinase 2. Gene Ontology annotation, molecular function: calcium/calmodulin-dependent protein kinase activity; calcium-dependent protein serine/threonine kinase activity; mitogen-activated protein kinase binding. The transcript is spliced from 11 exons. Gene Ontology annotation, biological process: peptidyl-serine phosphorylation; toll-like receptor signaling pathway; response to cytokine. Gene Ontology annotation, cellular component: cytoplasm; nucleus. Lineage: Eukaryota; Metazoa; Chordata; Actinopteri; Pleuronectiformes; Scophthalmidae. The coding region runs from base 537 to 1796 and encodes 419 amino acids. The record is from RefSeq and is a predicted model, not a curated record.
CUCCUCAUUCCUACGACCCUGGACGUGGAACCAUUACCAGACACAUUUUAUUUCUGGUCCUCAUAGAGCCCAUGCUCUACAUGCUGGCCGCCUCCCGUGCGUCUUUACGCGUGGUUGUUCCUUUAAGAGAACCGACCCAGCGUCUCUCUGUACUGAAUGGAUGAAUUUGAGCCGCUCCGCACUGACGUAAGGGAGUUGAGAGGUUGUUGUACCCUGCAGGAAGAGACAUAUAACCCGCGGUGAGGACCAGACUGAGCCACCAUAACUUUUCGCUUUGUGUUUCCCUUUACGCCGUGUAUUGUGUUUUAUUACACUACAGCCCCGUGUUCAGUUGGACUGUCGCAGUUCUCUGCGCCAACGUAACGUGAUCAAAGUGGAUCGAGAUGUUCCGUCUGGAAGAAGUGAAGUCUUCCGGACACACGCAGAUGGACUAACAUGAUACUAGUUCUUUUCUGUGGCUGAGGCUGGUGACAUCUGCUCUGCAACACUAACGGAUUUUUUCUUCUUUUUUUUUACUGGGAGAAGAAAAAAAAAAUAUGCAUCAUAACCAGGAGGAGCAGUCGGGAAAUCCAAUUACUGCGCAACACGGGACAGCGCAUCACAGUGACUCCGGCAGCCCGGGCAGCAGCUCCGGCGGCGGCCUCACUGACCUCCAGCCACCUGCUUACUCCAAACUGGAUUUUAGAAGAAAUGCAGUGACGGACGACUAUAAAGUCACAGCUCAGGUUCUCGGCCUGGGGAUCAACGGUAAAGUGCUGGAAUGUUACUGCAAGAACACCGGAGAGAAAUGUGCCCUGAAGAUUCUGUAUGACACUCCUAAAGCUCGACGGGAGGUCGAGCUGCACUGGCGAGUGUCCGGAGGUCCCCACAUCGUCCCGAUUCUCAGCCUGUACGAGAACAUGCACCAAGGGAAGAAAUGCCUCCUCAUUAUAAUGGAGUGCAUGGAAGGAGGGGAGCUGUUCAAUCGCAUUCAAGCCAGAGGGGACCAGGCCUUCACGGAGAGAGAGGCUUCAGAGAUCAUGCAUGACAUCGGCACGGCCAUCGAGUUCCUGCACCACAUGGACAUUGCCCACAGAGAUGUGAAGCCUGAGAACCUGCUCUACACCACCAAGGAGAGUAACGCCACACUAAAGCUCACCGACUUUGGCUUUGCAAAGGAGACAACACUACACAACUCUCUCCAAACUCCCUGUUAUACCCCGUAUUAUGUUGCCCCUGAAGUGCUUGGGCCAGAGAAAUAUGACAAAUCAUGUGACAUGUGGUCUUUGGGCGUGAUCAUGUAUAUUCUUCUGUGUGGCUUUCCUCCGUUCUACUCAAACACAGGUCAGGCCAUCUCUCCUGGCAUGAAGCAGAGGAUCAGAUUGGGCCAAUACGAGUUCCCCAACCCUGAGUGGGUUGAUGUUUCCGAGGAAGCCAAACAGCUCAUCAUUCAGUUACUGAAGACAGACCCCAAUGAAAGGAUGACCAUUGGACAGUUCAUGAAUCAUCCUUGGAUUAGUCAGUCAAUGGUGGUUCCUCCGACACCCCUUCACACCUCUCGUGUUCUGACGGAGGACAAGGAGCUGUGGGACGACGUGAAGGAGGAAAUGACCAGCGCUCUGGCCACCAUGCGAGUGGACUACGACCAGGUGAAGAUCAAGGACCUGGACACGUCCAAUAACCCUCUGCUCAAUAAGAGACGCAAGAAGCCCACGCCCGGAGGAGCCGAGCGGGCUGAUGGAGGAGAUGGAGCUGGAGGUGGGGGAGUUGUGUGUAAUAGCCACAGAGAGGUGACAUUUUCUGAACAAGUAGCAUAAAGAAGUCAGGAUGAGCUACAUUAUCCCGUGUCCGUUGGAUUUGUUUACUUUUUCUCCUUUUUUUAUAUCACUGCACUCAAUAGUCUAAUGAAUGUCAUUUAUGAGCACAAGGCUAACAUUUGAAAUAAAAUUGUGCUUUUUUAUGUUUUAA